GUCAUGUUCCAACAAAACAACGAUUUUUGUACAGUUUGUGGCACAAUUUUGCCGUUGCCUGAAUUGAUGCCUUCAACCGUGCAAUGUGCUCUAUGCAGAAAUAAAUGGCCUGCUAAACUUGAUCAAGAAAGAAAUACCUUCACCUACAAACGAAGCUUCGAAAAAACACAACAAGAUGACGACAAAAAUUUAAAUGUGGAGGAAGAUGUGACAGUGGAGCAUUUAUGUCCAAAAUGUGAUUAUAAUGUGGCUACAUAUACUACACAACAGACAAGAUCGGCAGAUGAAGGACAAACGGUUUUUUAUCAGUGUGUGAAGUGUAAGCAUAGAUGUAUCGAAUAUUCCUGA
Meloidogyne enterolobii is the source of this 348-nucleotide messenger RNA. Lineage: Eukaryota; Metazoa; Nematoda; Chromadorea; Rhabditida; Meloidogynidae. The record is from the annotation of a GenBank genome assembly.